ACUAUGGCCACUGGACGACAUCGAGGCUGCUCAGCUGAUGCCUCGAUCGAUGCAGCUAGCUAGCGUAGCGGGUAACAAGCUAGCCUACAGAGAGCUAGCUAGCGGUUAGCCGGAGCAGUGCCCCUCGGCUCGUUAAAUCAUAGUAUCGCCGUUUCGACAGUGACUUUAAAUGUCGUCGGUGUAGCUGAGAUAUUGUUGAUACAUGUCUACAGUGUGAGGACGCGAGGGUGGAGGAUUCGAGGCAGUGUCUUUGAGGUGGGUGACGCUAUCCCGGCCAGCAUUUUUCAUGUUUAGCUAGCGUUAGCAAACCAAGAAAGCUAAUAUUGAUGAGCUAACCGAACACUUAAAGCCAGCUAAGAUGUGCUCUGUUGGAUAUGAAUAUGUACCAUCAACACUACGACUUACACCGAGUGUGUAACUGGGAGAUAUUUUUGUUUUGCUCUGUAACGCUAUCAUAGCUAAUGUGUUGCACAGAAAAUGGGUGUGUAAUCACUCGAUUAGAUGGAACCAGAGUUGUAUUCGAUAUGUGGGAGAUAUAAUUAGCUAAAGUCGUUGCUUCGCUAACAUGAUCAACGGUGUUAAAGAGAUGCAUUGACAUUGGCUUGUAAUACACGCUAGCUUGCUAAAUGAUUAUACUAUUAUUGCUAGUGUUUUUUCUUCUUCUCAGUAGUCAUUGUGCAACUGUUCCACAAUCACACCCAUUUCAUUGGCAGCUGCCCAAGCUCUGCAGGGUACCUGCAUCAAGCAGGUUGAGUUGACUCUGCAGGGGAAGAUGUGCAAUGGAAUGAUAGAGCCAAUAUCGAAAGCCUUUUGGGCCCACACCUCAGCCACUCAGCGGUUCUUUUUCUUGCUGCUGAUACUGACUGCAGUCCCCACUGGGCAAGGAUCAGGAUGUGUGAGGCCGUAUAUGGUCCAGAACAGCUGGGUAAACCUCACAGAAUCCAACAGGGGCUCGUUCCCUGCGGGCACAGUGCUGCAGUACAGCUGUGACCCUGGAUACCUGCCAGACGGACCCAGCAUCCUCACCUGCUCCACACUGGGGCGCUGGACCUCUGAACCUCCUCAUUGCAUACGCAGUGGUGCCUGCUUGCCCCUCUCCAAACCCGAAAAUGGUGGCUACACUUGCCACCCAUCCCCCUGCCGGAUGUUUUCCCAUGGCACUGUGAUUGAGUUCUUCUGCGAUGAGCGCUUCAUUCUCAGUGGCGACUACAACUACCUGACCUGUCAGGAUGGACAGUGGGACGGCCCCAUGCAGAUCAGUUGCGUUAGCCAAGGUUGUAUAAGACCGUCUACAGUGCAGCAUGGCUUAACUAAUCUGACGGACACCAAUAGGAGCUUGUUCCCUGUGGGCACAUUGCUGCAGUACAGCUGUGACCCUGGUUACCUGCCAGAUGGACCCAGCAUCCUCACCUGCUCCACACUGGGGCGCUGGACCUCUGAACCUCCUCGCUGUAUACGCAGUGACGGAUGCAUAAGACCCUCUACCGUGCAGCAUGGCUCAACUAAUCUGACAGAUACUAACAGGAGCUCGUUCCCUGUGGGAACAGUACUGGAGUACCUCUGUGACCCUGGUUACCUGCCAGAUGGACCCAGCAUCCUCACCUGCUCCACACUGGGACACUGGUCCUCUGAACCUCCUCGCUGUAUACGCAGUGACGUAUGCCAGCCUCCAUUUCAGCCAGAGAAUGGGGGCUUCGCCUGCCACCCUGCCCCAUGCCAAAGACUUUCUCAUGGCACUGUGAUUGAAUACUUCUGUGAUGAAGGCUAUGUUCUGAAGGGAGACUACAAAUACCUUACCUGUCAGUAUGGAGAGUGGGACAGCCAAAUGAAGCUCAGCUGCCUCAUGGAGCAAGACCACAAUCCAACUUUACCAUUAGGGAUGCCCGCAUUGUCCAUAGUGGCAUCUACAGCCAGCUCAGUGGCCCUAAUACUGCUCCUGGUGGUGCUGUUUGUACUUUUACAGCCCAAACUCAAGUCCCUCCAUCGACGUGAUCAGGGUGUGACCGGCCAGCCCGUGUCAAUCAUGGUGGAAGGAGUCCCGGUGUCUCUGCCCUCGUAUGAGGAGGCUGUGAAUGCUAGUGGGGCCUCAAGCUCCCCUCUCAGCUCUGAGUCUCGGGUCCAGAUAGUGCUGUCUGAGGGUCAGCAUGCAACACCGCCAGAGGCUGGCCCCUCUAGGCCUUCGUCCCUCAAACGGCAGCAGUCGGAGAUGGCUGUUGUGCACCCUGUGCCAUCGUCCUCUUCCUCCUCCUCACCGUCCUCCUCUACCUGGGUCCUAGAGCAUGCAGGUGCUGCCGCUCCUUCAUCCUCACAAAGAAGGCCGACUGCAGGCAGCGACCAACACAGCCUGUCUCUGGACUCUGAGAUGGACUACGCUGAUGAUAUGCCAUUGCUGAAGGAGGCCUGAAAAAUGCAGCAGCCUUUGGACUCCCCGAGACAACCAGCGUUGCUACUGACCUAUAUUGGUGAGCGGGAUGCCUCUCGAGAGUUUGUCAACACAGCUGUCAACACAGAUGAGGCUCUGAGUGAAGCUGUGGGUUACUCAAAAUGGUUCCUCGGUCCAUCCCAAAGGAGAACAGAGAAGGGAUUCACAUGUACAUACAUGCUUACAUUUUUUCAUUGGAAUUCCUACACAAUGUAUGUCCAAUGUCUGAAGCUCAGUUUGAAAAUGUAAAACAAAACAGAAAGAACAGGCACUUCCUGCAGGAAUGUGUCUUAAAGGCUGUUGAGGGGAGCUAAAUGACUGACGUAUUUGGGUUGAAUGGGCAAAGCUGCAAACUCAUUUUGAGAGCUAAUGAUCUCUUAAGUGUCUUGGUCACUGUUACUUUUCUUUUACCACAUAUCGCACCAUUUGAGACACAUUGGCCGAGAUGCAUGAAGUCCAGUUAGUCUAGAUUGUUGUCCAAGUCAUGCACAUUUACAGUAUUGUCCUCGGAAGACUUUUGUGAUUCUAAAUAAUUAGUUAAGCUGUUGUUAAUCAUAGUUCACGUCAUUCCAGAUGCCACUGUACAGUUUGAGGCUGCUUUCCAACCAAGAUUCCCUUUGCUGUGUUUUUCAUUGGACUGAGGGCAAACAUCUUAAGAGAUAGUUGAUUCAGGCCUGCAUUUGAUACAUUUCACUCUUGGUAAGUGUUCAGAUGUAUUCUCUUUAUACCCUUGUCCUCAAUGGCCUUAGCUUUCCACUUCUAUGCACAUAUGUAAAAUAGGGAGUUUUAAAAUGAAUGUCGGUUAAAAGCCUCCACCGCUUGGUGAUAUUAAGUAUGGCUUUGUCAGACACAUCACUUGUACACUAGAAAAUAUUAUUCUCUUAAUUUAUUCAGGCUGCUUGUACAUUGUAACAUAAUUGUAAUGUUUUAUGUGUAAACGGGGAACUAAGAUGUUUAUUUAAUUUACUUGUGACCAAACUGCUGUUGAUCAGCCAUGGCUUCUUUUGAUGCUUCUACAACUCUUGUGAACGAAAAAAAAAAAAAAAAAGUAUGUCUUUUCACUUCGGCGCUUCAGUUUUGGUUCUACUGCAGGCACGUUAUAUAUGUGA
Messenger RNA from Cyclopterus lumpus (lumpfish), 3531 nucleotides. RefSeq names its product sushi domain-containing protein 6-like. Bases 773 to 2404 code for a protein of 543 amino acids. NCBI's taxonomy places the organism in Eukaryota, Metazoa, Chordata, Actinopteri, Perciformes, Cyclopteridae. The transcript is spliced from 10 exons. The record is from RefSeq and is a predicted model, not a curated record.